UCAGACGCGCCCUCACUCGCAGAAACAAUACGCGGUGCCGUCUUGGUCUUUUGGAACCCUAAUCCCUAAGAACCCUAAAUUGUUCUUGCUUGCGUUCCGGCUUGCAAACUCCGAUCAAGCUCAACUCCGAUCAAGCUCAGCUUCAGACGUUCUCUGUCCGUGAUCAACGUCCUCAGCCUCAGCUCAGCUUGCGUCCAGCUCAGACCAAAUCCCCGACCAGACGCAACCGUCCGCGAGAAGAAACAAGCUCGCGAUAGCUCUCGGCAACACGACCCGAUAGGAACCGUUCCGCGUCAGUUCGUCUCAGCUCGUCUCUGAUCUUUGGUGGUCCGGUUCAGACCUGCAAAACAAAGGUAAUCCUAAUUCUGAGAACAUGAAUCGAACCUGAUUGUUUGUAAAUAUUGAAACCCUAAAAACUAAUCUCUAAGAUGAAAGCCUUAAGACAAAUAGAUCAAACCCUAAAAGAGUAAAUCAGAGUUCGAAUAAGUCCGAUCCCCUAAACCAUAAUUCGAGAUUGAUCCAUUGAUCAAUUAAAAUCAAUGUUUUAAUGAUUUUGAAUCUCAAAUCAAACUCCCUUGAUCAAAGAUCAAAGUUUUCGAAAUCCCCUAAAACCCUAAUUUUGGAAUCAAAAACCCUAAACCUAUAAGCUUGAAAUCGAUUUUAUUUGUUCUUGUUUGAUUGAUUGUUUUGACAAAAUCUGAGGUUUAGGAUUGUUAGAUUGAUUGAAAUAAUCUGAUCUAGAAUUUAAAUCUUAAAGGCCUUGAAACCUUAAUCUUAAAAUCGAAUUCUACUAGUGUUUAAAUUGGAAACCCUAGAAUUAAUUAAGGAUUGCUUGCAUACAUAUGAAUCUGAAUAUGAAUUGCAUUCAUACUGUUUAAAUAAGAAUCGGCCAGCAUGUAGUUAUAAAAUCUUGAAACCGUUUGCAUUAAGUAGAACUACAUGGCCGUGUGGCUUGAUGAUUGUUUCGCACCAUGGUCGAUUAGAUUGCUUGAUUUUCAUAAAUGCGUAAGACAUGUUUGUGGCCGAGCUUGUUGAUUAUCUUGCGGCCACAUGAUCACAUUGUGAGACUUAAUUUUGAAUGAUGAUGUGAUUCAGAUGUCGAAAAUCUCAAACAAAGACUAUGCAGCCCUUAUUCUCUCCGGAGAUAACUACUUGCAGUGGGCGCUAGAUACAAAGAUCAGUCUAAGGUCAAAGGGACUUGGUGAUACUAUCAUCAAGGGCAACAAUGAGACAAAUAAGAAUCGGUACAUGGCUAUAAGUAUUAUACGCCAUCACCUCAUUGAAGGUCUAAAAGAUCAGUACAUCACGAUGGAAAAUCCACUAGAACUUUGGGAUGCUUUACAGCAUAAAUAUGAUCACCAGAAAACGGUGUUACUUCCAAAGGCUAGAAACGACUGGAAGAAUCUUAGAUUCUUGGAUUAUAAGUCGGUGGAUGAGUACAAUUCAGUCUUAUUUAAGACGGUCUCGAUGCUGAGACUUUGUGGUGAAGUAGUAACCAAAGAAGAGUUACUUGAGAAGACUUACUCUACAUUCCAUUCAUCGAAUGUGAUACUGCAACAACAGUACAUAAUGAAAAGCUUCGCCACAUAUACUGAUCUGAUCUCGUGCCUGCUUCUGGCCGAGGCAAACAAUGAGCUCCUGAUGAAGAACAGUGAAGCUAGACCUGUUGGAACAACACCAUUACCGGAAGCUAAUGAAGUUGAAAAGAAAGAACCCAACGAGUACAAUUACGUCCAAAACAAUAAGAGAUCACACGGCAAUGGUCGUGGUGGUUACAAGGGGCGUGGCAGUGACAAUUACUCGAACAGCCGAGACAACUACUCGACCGGCCGGAAAGGAAACCACAAUAACCGUGGUCGUGGUUCCAAUUAUGGUCGUGGCCGAGGUAGUUAUGGUCGUGGUCGAGGCGGCAUAUCCAAACCGUCUUACUCGACCAAAUCCGUUUGUCACAGAUGUGGAAUGGGAAACCAUUUGGCCAAAAACUGUAGAACCCCUAAGCACUUAUGUGAGCUCUACCAAGAAAGUCUUAAGAACAAGAACCAUGAGGCUCACAUGGUUCAUGAUUCCGGAUAUGAGGCUGAUAAUGAUUUCGACAUUGCUAAAGAUGAUCGAAUGGAUUUUGAGACUUCUGAUUGUCUCAAAGACUAAAUUUCGAUACGACUUGUCAUAUUGCUUUAUGAUUUGCUUUGAUGUUUCACGAUUUUACAUAUACAAUGGAAUUGGUUUUGAAUUCAUUAUCUUGCCUGAUCUUACUUGAACAUAUGAAUGAUUCUAUUUUUGCCUAAAGAGCAUAAUACCAAGUAAGAAAUCAUGAAAGGGGUAUAAUAAGCAUAGUAAAGAAACUAUGGCUAAGGCAUUGCCUUAAAAGGCA
This is a messenger RNA of Brassica napus (rape), 2371 nucleotides long. RefSeq lists its product as uncharacterized. Gene Ontology annotation, molecular function: zinc ion binding; nucleic acid binding. NCBI's taxonomy places the organism in Eukaryota, Viridiplantae, Streptophyta, Magnoliopsida, Brassicales, Brassicaceae. The coding region runs from base 1096 to 2148 and encodes 350 amino acids. The record is from RefSeq and is a predicted model, not a curated record. The transcript has a single exon.